This is a messenger RNA of Tachysurus fulvidraco (yellow catfish), 3241 nucleotides long. It is a transcript of the gene ilf3a, whose product is annotated as interleukin enhancer binding factor 3a. Gene Ontology annotation, molecular function: single-stranded RNA binding; double-stranded RNA binding. NCBI's taxonomy places the organism in Eukaryota, Metazoa, Chordata, Actinopteri, Siluriformes, Bagridae. The transcript has 19 exons. Gene Ontology annotation, cellular component: precatalytic spliceosome. Bases 210 to 2570 code for a protein of 786 amino acids. The record is from RefSeq and is a predicted model, not a curated record.
CACAUCCGACUUUAUUUCCGGUUUUUUUACACAAAGUAAAAGUUUCUUGAAGUUGCCCCGGAAACAAUGCUUAAAUACCGGAAGUACAUCGUUGAGUCUUUUAUCGCAAACGCAGGGUUGUUUCCCAGCGAGUAACCACCGUGUUGCUCUACAGCUCACACGCCGCUGAUAAACAGGUUAUAAAGGUGUGUGUGAGGUUUGUGUGCACCAUGCAGUGUGUGUGGGACGAACAAGAGGCUUAUGAUGAGCUGCUGUACUGGGACUCCCUGAUACAGGAGGGACACACACUUCACCCACGUGACUACAACAGGUACGAGGAGCUGCGGUACUGGUAUGAGUGUGUGUGUUAUGAAGAUAAACUGAGACAAUACCACGCCUGUGUGGCUGAGAUGAAGCACAGAGAAGCUGAUGUUCCUCCUGAUCCUGAGAAACUACUCCCUCAGAGGCUGUUUGUCAUCGAGGAUCGUCAUGUUAAGGCCAAACACACUAGUGUGUAUCCAUGUGCGGAGGAGCUGCAGGCCGUGCAGAACAUGGUGUCCCAUGUGGAGAACGGACUGAAGACCGUCGCUAACUGGCUAAACAGGCAAGAUGCUGCGAGUGGGAGUAAUAAGCUACAGGGGGUACGGAGAGUGGGUUUGGUGGCAAAGGGGUUGUUACUGAAGCAGGACAUGGACCUGGAGCUCGUGUUGCUCUGCAGUGACACACCGACACACAAACUACUGAAUGCCAUCACCAACAAACUACAGGAAGUAAUGAAGGGCCAGAUGGAGGGCGAGUAUGUGAUCACUCUGGCCAUUGAGGAUGCUGCUGUAAUGGUGAAGACUGUAAAGGAACCGAUGCUAAACAUGAAGAUCCAUCUUACAUCCCCUGCUGUAAGGGAUUGGGUGGAGCAUGGGCAGGCCAGAGAAGCUCCGCCCGGCGCUCUGGACACAAACAAAUGCCUGGAGUCUCUCGCGUCUCUGCGCCACGCCAAGUGGUUCCAGGCUAAAGUUUCCAACCUGCACUCAAGUGUCAUCGUCAUUCGCAUCCUGAGAGAUCUGUGUACCCGUGUCCCUACCUGGGCCCCACUCAAAGGAUGGGUGUUGGAGCUUCUGUGUGAGAGAGCGAUAUCAACGAGUGACAGACCGAUGGGACCAGGAGAGGCUCUGAGGAGAGUACUAGAGUGUGUCGCGUCUGGAAUACUACUGGAGGAUGGGCCUAGUAUUUCUGACCCAUGUGAGAGGGCAGGUGUGGAUGCGAGCUGCCAUCUUACCCCCCAGCAGAGGGAGGACAUUACACAGAGUGCACAGUUUGCUUUGCGGCUCAUGGCAUUUGGACAGAUCCACAAAGUGUUGGGGAUGAACCGGUUGUCACCCAAAGUGGGGCACAUGUACAGCGACACACUCAUCUCCCAAACCCCAGUGACAGGACUGAGUGUGAUGAAGCGAUCGUUGGAAUCAGCCACAGAGGAAGAGUCGAGCAGCAGUAAAGUCCCUCGCAAAGAGAUCGUCAUUGAGCCCAGUAAUGCUGUGAUGAUGCUGAAUCAGCUGCACCCAGGUUUGCUGUACCGGCUCGUGUCCCAGACGGGUCCUGAACACAGUCCACACUUCACCAUGGCCAUUGAAGUGAAGGGCAAAAUGUACGAGGCAACAGGACCCUCAAAGCGCAAUGCCAAACUGCUCGUCGCCCAAAAAGCCCUACAGGCUCUGGGUAUAGUGGUCACACCCACAGAGACUACAGCUACACCUGAUCAGAAGAAAGGUCAGGAGACUGUCACAGGAACAAACAGAACUGCAGUGACUGGGGGGGAAGGAGCUGAGGCUACACUACAGGGGGGUCCGAUUCUCACUAAACAUGGAAAAAAUCCGGUCAUGGAGUUGAAUGAAAAGAGACGGAGUCUGAAGUAUGAGGUUGUCUCAGUGAGAGGACGAUUUAACGACAAGAUCUUCACCAUUGAGGUGGAAGUAGAUGGACAGAAGUUUCAAGGUUCAGGUUCUAAUAAGAAGUUAGCGAAGGCAAAUGCUGCUCUGGCUGCACUAGAGAAACUUUUUCCUAAUGACAAUCCUGAGAACCAGAAGAAGAAGAAAUUCUCUCCAAUGGGUUACGGUGGAGUUGGUGGAAUUUCAUAUAGUGCUGGGCGUGGCAGAGGAAGAGGGCGGGGUCGAGGAUUUAACAAUAAAGGCUCCACUUUUAAAGCAGUGAGCAGUUGCUCUGGGUUCUCAGUCAGCAGUGAAUUGAACACUGCAGGCUCUCAGGAGGAACAGUGUGUGUCAGACGCACCAACACCGGUGUAUCAGGCCGUGCCUCCACCCAGCAGCGGUUACUACAGCCAGCACAGCCAUGAGUACGGCCAGUACAGAAAGAACACACAGAACCUGAACCAAAACUGUGGGCAGAACCAGGAGUCUCUUGUGGGACCUGAUUAUGGAUAUGGCUACCAGAAUACUCAGAACUACAACUAUGGGGCAUAUUCUAAUCAGUCCACAUUUGGGGCAGGUGGAACUGGAACAGAGAAUUUUGGGUAUCAGCAGAGAACCUACCCCAACCCCGGGGGCUACAGCAGCAACAACACAAACUACAGCUACAAAUAAACACUCUGCCAAGGAUGGAGCUUCUCUUCACAAGCUGACAGCAGCGUUACUCUACAGGAGAAUAAAUCUGUUCAUCAUCAACCUUCAGCUUUGUCUCCCAGGAGCUUCUUUUACCACAUGCAUUAUGUCUCCAGAAGGUGGAGCUUCCUCUGCUCCUGUUCAGUAAAUAGCACUGUAGGUGAAGCUUCGUCCAUUUUGUCUAAUAAAGACUGAUUCAUUAGUGGUUUUGUGGUGGAGACUUUGGGUCUCAGUUUCUCUGCUCUGUUGAGUAAAUAGUUCUUGUGCACGCUGCUGUUUGGCUUUAGAUUUUCUCCACUGUUCCCCUUCUUAACCCCCCCCCCCCCAACAGUGUUAUUGUAGUGCAUUUGCACGUCCUUGUUUUCACAUCUUCAGUAGUGUUUCCUUCCUUGUUAUCCUCCGAGCUGAUGUGUGUGAUUCAGGCUGAUCAUGUGAGAAAAGAGGAAGAGCUCCAGCCUGAUUUUCCUCUGAGGAAUAUUUCUAAUACUGUUCUUUUUGACUGAGUGUGAAGUGGAAACAGCCACAAAUGUUAAUGUCAUUCUCAUGGUAGAAGUUUUUGUUUUGUUUCUCUUCCUGAUUGUUUAAGUGACUGUGACUUUCAUCUGAACUUAAACACUGACUGAAUAAAAUGUUUUCUAUUUUUAAACCAAAAA